UUGAAGACGCAGCUGAUGCAACAGUGGACGGAGAUAACGCCGGCGUCAGGGUCGGAUCGCUGUAGGCCGCAGGAAAACAGCUCAGAGGAAGAAGCCCCAUCUCUUUUUCAUAAAGCCAGUCAGACUGUUUAUACCCCGAUAGAUUAACCGGUACCAAUAUGCCUGUCAUCAGAACCCUCAGCAAGGUGGCCAAGCAGGCCCUGCUCAGCACCCCAGGGUGUGGCUGCCAGCCCCUGGCAGUGGCUGUGCGCAGUAUCAGCUUCUCGCCUCGACAGGUGACGUCCGAUGCCAGCUUCCACUCUGUGUCCUUCUCAGAGACGGACCACCCCAAGGUGCUCAUUACAGGUGGCCUCGGUCAGCUCGGGGUGGGGCUCGCCAAAUUGCUGAGGAAGAGGUUUGGAAAGAACAAUGUCAUUCUGUCUGACAUAAGGAAGCCUCCAAGCAACGUUUUCCACAGUGGCCCCUUCAUCUACUCAGACAUCCUGGACUACAAGAACCUGCGGGAGAUUGUGGUGAACAACCGCAUCACUUGGCUGGUUCACUACAGCGCUCUCCUCAGUGCGGUCGGAGAGGCUAACGUGGCCCUGGCGCGUUCUGUCAACAUCACAGGGCUGCACAACAUCCUGGACAUCGCCGCGGAGCACGGCCUGCGUCUGUUUGUCCCCAGCACCAUUGGUGCCUUCGGGCCUACCUCACCGCGCAACCCUACACCAGAUCUCUGCGUGCAGAGACCCCGCACCAUCUAUGGUGUCUCCAAAGUCCAUGCUGAGCUGAUGGGAGAGUACUACCACCACCGCUACGGCCUGGAUUUCCGCUGUCUCCGCUACCCAGGAAUCAUCUCUGCUGACUCCAUGCCGGGGGGCGGCACAACAGACUAUGCCGUCCAGAUUUUCCACGACGCAAUCAAAACCGGCAAGUUUGAGUGCAACUUGAAAGCCGACACGCGGCUGCCCAUGAUGUACAUUGACGACUGCCUCCGCGCCACGCUGGAGGUGAUGGAGGCGCCGGCUGACACGCUGAGCAUGAGGACCUACAACAUCAAUGCCAUGAGCUUCACCCCCGAGGAGCUGGCCCAGGAGCUCCAGAAGCACGUGCCCGAGCUGGAGGUCACAUAUGAUGUUGACCACGUCAGACAGGCAAUUGCUGACAGCUGGCCAAUGAACUUCGACGACUCCAACGCACGGAAAGACUGGGGCUGGAAACACGAUUGCGAUCUGCCGGAGCUCGUCCAGACGAUGCUCAACUACUUCGGUGCAGAAACGCGCAUGGCUCGCGCCAACUGAGGGAGCACAUCAUCAGUCUAAGCAUUCUUUGUACAUAAUGUAUAGAUUGACCAAAGAGAGAACAGAGGAACAUGGCCUGUAUGUAGACGUUCUCUCACUUCUCUCUGUAAAAUAAGAAGGGCUCUGCUUGCCUGACCUGAUAAGGUCGUUGCGGGCUAGACAAUCCUCCCCGCUCCCGUCUAUCUACCCCUGCUUCGCUCUCUUUCCGCUUUUUCUACUUGGAGACUUGGGCAAAGAGCAGUCUGUCAGUGGUCGGUUGUCAGCAGUGCCAGGGACGACAGCGUACCCUGUGAAAAGUUGUUUGGAAAAAAAACAAAAAAAAAAACAUGACUUGCAUGUUGAUGAAUUGCGCAAAAUUUUUGCAAUGUUUUCUGGGCAAAAAUCAGGUUCAACAGGAAAUGUUGCAUUGUGUUUUUCUUUAGAAAUUUCUACCAGUUUUUCUUUAGAAAUCCAAAUUGGUCAGGGUUUUUUUUGUCUGCUAAAUUUCCAUGGAUGUCAAAACUCAAAUAUUCAGGGACUUAAGCACUUGGGUAUCAAAUCAAGUAACUUUAGAUUGGAGGGUAUUCAAAUACACAAGUUGUGUCCUUUGCACUUUAGAUGGAUCUCUAUCUUAAAAUUACUGAAAGGUAUUUGGGCCUGUAAGGGCGAUUUCUGAUACAGUGCAACUGUAUCGCGAGCUGUGCGGAGCGAUAAUUCUUAAGAAUUGUUAUGUUUAUUCCACAUAACAUUAUUUAUUCUGUCUGUUGGUGUUAAAUGUGUGGGUGCUUCAUCAAGUGAAAGCGUUUCUUUACACUUUUUGUUUUCUAAGUGUUCCUGUCCACUUCUAUGUUUUAAUAUUUUUUUUUUUCAUCAACUCCGUGGGAUAUACUUUGACACAAAGGGGAAAUGUGACACUUUACGUCACAUUUACAUUUAGCCACAUUUGGUGGUUCCUGUAUUUUAACUUUCUGGAAAGGAAUUGUUGAAAUUGGUUUCUUACGUGAAAGUGUUAGCGAGUACUGUCUGCCUUUCAAAUACACAACAAGCUUUGACAAUUAAAAGUUUUCCACAUA
This is a messenger RNA of Xiphias gladius (swordfish), 2335 nucleotides long. RefSeq names its product L-threonine dehydrogenase (gene tdh). NCBI's taxonomy places the organism in Eukaryota, Metazoa, Chordata, Actinopteri, Istiophoriformes, Xiphiidae. Gene Ontology annotation, biological process: L-threonine catabolic process. Gene Ontology annotation, molecular function: L-threonine 3-dehydrogenase activity. The coding region runs from base 159 to 1283 and encodes 374 amino acids. The transcript has 9 exons. The record is from RefSeq and is a predicted model, not a curated record.